AUAUGCAUCGUCCUACCAGAUUGCGAAAGACAACAUAUAUUUAUGACCUAAAAGAAUCGCCUGAAACAUAUCCUUGCAUUUUAUCGAUUAUCCCGCUUAUUCUCUCAAGCGCAUUUGCUUGCUUCCCGAUUCGCCCGCCUGGUCACCGUAUUACUGUAUUUGCAAAUCAAUACGCUGAUUGCCUGCACGCAAAUCCUCCACAUGAGCCAGCGAAGCCUCAGGAAGUUCAGCAACCUUGAUUUGUGGAGCCGUGUCGUGAUUUUGAUCGAGACCAUUCAAGGAAACAUGUGGCAAGCGUUUGGCCUCUCAGGAAAGUAUACAGACCGAUGGCAUAGGGGUGAGUGUCAUCAAGCAAAAUUUCCCAAGUGCCAAAGGAGACCGACAGAAGAAGACCAAGGUUCUGGGCGAGGAUGUGCUGUACGUUGACUUGCUUGUUCCGAUUGACCAAAAAUGCCUGGAGGGCCGCUGUGUAUUGAUCGACCGAGGAUGAAGAGAUUUGCUCUCCUGCAUGCACGAAUAUUAAGAAGCAAAUGCAAGUACCUUUUUAACGCUACA
Messenger RNA from Radiomyces spectabilis, 555 nucleotides. RefSeq lists its product as uncharacterized. The transcript has a single exon. The record is from RefSeq and is a predicted model, not a curated record. Bases 202 to 426 code for a protein of 74 amino acids. Lineage: Eukaryota; Fungi; Mucoromycota; Mucoromycetes; Mucorales; Radiomycetaceae.